This is a messenger RNA of Artibeus jamaicensis (Jamaican fruit-eating bat), 3361 nucleotides long. RefSeq names its product fucose-1-phosphate guanylyltransferase (gene FPGT). NCBI's taxonomy places the organism in Eukaryota, Metazoa, Chordata, Mammalia, Chiroptera, Phyllostomidae. The record is from RefSeq and is a predicted model, not a curated record. Gene Ontology annotation, molecular function: transferase activity, transferring phosphorus-containing groups. The transcript has 4 exons. Bases 60 to 1859 code for a protein of 599 amino acids.
AUGUGCGUUACUGCAGGAUACCUGGAAGUGUAAAUCGGGCCGCGGAAAAAGGUGGGGAUAUGGCAGCUGUAAAUGCCCCUCGGGGCGUAUCUCUGCGAGAAGCCACCCAGCGAAGGUUGCGGAGGUUUUCAGACCUGAGAGGCAAACCUGUGGCAGCUGGAGAAUUCUGGGACAUUGUUGCAAUAACAGCAGCUGAUAAAAAGCAGGAGUUUGCUUAUAAGCAACAGCUGUCAGAGAAGCUUAAAAAAAAGGAAUUACCCCUUGGAGUUCAAUACCAUGUUUUUGUUGAUCCUGCUGGAGCCAAAAUUGGAAAUGGAGGGUCAACAUUUUGUGUCCUUCGAUGUUUGGAAAAGCUAUAUGGAGAUAAAUGGGAUUCUUUUACCAUCCUAUUAAUUCACUCUGGUGGCUACAGUCAACGCCUUCCAAAUGCAAGUGCUCUGGGGAAAAUUUUCACUGCUUUACCUUUUGGUAAACCUAUUUAUCAGAUGUUAGAAUUAAAACUAGCCAUGUACAUUGAUUUCCCCUCACAUAUGAAUCCUGGGAUUCUGGUUACCUGUGCAGAUGAUAUUGAACUGUAUAGUAUCGGAGAAUCUGAGUUUAUCAGAUUUGACAAGCCUGGCUUUACUGCUUUAGCUCAUCCUUCUAGUUUGACUGUAGGUACCACGCAUGGAGUGUUUGUCUUAGAACCUUCUAAUUGUUUAGAAUACAAAGACCUUGAAUACAGAUGUUGCCAUCGUUUCCUUCAUAAGCCCAGCAUAGAAAAGAUGCAUCAGUUUGAUGCUGUGUAUAGACAUGGAAGUUUUUUACAGCGGGACUUUUCUGGAGGUGACAGUCCCUCUCUUAAAUUAGAAUCUGAGUAUGUAUAUACAGACAGCCUAUUUUACAUGGAUCACACAUCAGCAAGAAAGUUGCUUGCUUUUUAUGAAGAAAUAGGCACACUGAACUGUGAAAUAGAUGCCUAUGGAGAUUUUCUACAGGCUUUGGGAUCUGGAGCAACUGCGGAGUAUACUACAAACACAUCAAAUGUUACUAAAGAAGCAUCAGAGUUGGUAGACGUGAGGCAGAGAAUAUUUCAUCUUCUUAAAGGGACAUCACUAAAUGUUGUUGUUCUUAAUAACUCCAGAUUUUAUCACAUUGGAACAACUGAAGAAUAUUUGUUUCACUUUACUUCACAUAGCAGUUUGAAGUCAGAGCUUGGUUUACAGUCCAUAGCUUUUAGCAUCUCUCCAGCAAUACCAGAAUGCUCUGGUAACACAUCCUGUAUCAUUCAAAGUAUAUUGGAUUCAAGAUGUUCUGUGUCACGUGGCUCAGUUGUGGAGUAUUCCAGAUUGGGGCCUGAUGUUUCUGUUGGGGAAAACUGCAUUAUUAGUGGUUCUUACAUCAUAACAACAGCUGUCCUGCCUGCAUAUUCCUUUGUGUGUUCCUUAAGCUUGAAGAUGAAUGGGCACUUAAAAUAUUCAACUAUGGCAUUUGGAGUGCAAGACAACUUGAAAAAGAAUGUUAAAAAACUGUCAGAUAUAAAGUCACUUCAAUUCUUUGGAGUCUGUUUCCUGUCAUGCUUAGAUAUUUGGAAUCUGAAGGUUACAGAGGAACUCUUCUCUGGAAACAAGACAUGUUUGAGUUUGUGGAGUGCUCGUAUCUUCCCAGUUUGCUCCUCUUUAAGUGAUUCAAUUACAACAGCCAUAAAGAUGUUAAAUGCUAUACAAAACAAGUCAACAUUCAGCCUGAAAAACUGUAAGCUGUUGUCCAUUGAAGAAAUGCUCAUUUACAAAGAUGUAGAAGACAUGAUAACCUCCAGGGAGCAAAUUUCUCUAGAAAUUACUUUAAAUAGAAAACUGUCUGAUUUAGAGACAUCUUAAAUAUUGUAUAAUUUGACUUUCUUGAUUAAGCAAGAUUGCAAAUACAAGGGUUAUCUGUAGAUGUUUGUUUUAUCGAAAUGUUUAAUGAAAAUUAUAUUAACAUAAUUGCUGCAAUAUAACAUUAAUAACAAAAAUACAGGUAAACCACGUUUGAAGAAAGAAUAUUUCCAGGAUCUAAGUUCCGAAAAGGGAUUUGGGGAUGUUGAUUCUUUUAAUUAAGAUGGGUUUAUGGAGCAUUGUUUCGUUCACAUAAUACUGUAGUGAUUUUAAAGAUCCUUUUCUAAACAUACCUUUAGAGUUGUGUUUUUAUCUUUUGGGUUUCAGUUCCAAUAAAGGUCUAAAUGCUUGUCAGUUUUCUCCUCAAAUGUAGUAAUUCUAUUCUGAACUAAUAAAAAUGGCAUACUGUAGAGUCCUCAGCACUGGACAAUACUGUAGAAGUACAUUUUCAGGAACAGAUUUAUAGCUGACUUUGAGAUUAGAUUAAUGCUUAAAAUAUUGUAAUUAUUUUAAUUGAUGAAUGACGAACAGCUCUGAAAUUAAUGAUAAAAAUCUGUCUCAUUGUUCUUAUGAAAAUGAAACAAAAAGGGCAUAUGUAUUAUUUUGCCCUUGAACAUAUGUUCAAGUUUAUAAGGUUGAACUUGUGUUCAAGGGCAAACUUGAACGUGUAUGUAUAUCUUAAAAAUUAUUCUGUAAAUUUCCAUGCAUAGGAAAGCAUACACACACAAAACUCAAUUAUCUGUGUGGAAAAGAUGGUGAGAAUAACUGGGAUUUACUGAUAAUAAUAUGUUUAUUUUGGACAUUACUUUCGUCCUCUAGUUAAUCCCUUUAACAAAACUGUUCAAUUGCCAGAUGGACUGGUUUUACUUUCUGUUUCUUGUUUUGUCAUGCACUAGUGAUGAUGUUGAGAGGCAACAAAUAGCCAAAGGGUAGACAGCAGAAAGGAGCAAGAAGACUAGGAAGGCAGAAAAUAUACAGACGACAGCUUCAAGAAAAUAAAAACUGGCUUGCGUCCCAAGUUUUCCUAUUUUGAUAAAAGCACGCGUGCUAAGUGUCUCUAUCAAAGUCUAGUAUUAGAGAAAAAGAGUUGUGAGAGGUUUGUGUUUUAACAUGGGUAAAUUGUAAUAAGACCUGGUCUGUGCCACUUUUAUUUAUAUAUCAAAUGUCAGAAUGAAAAUAAUUAUUUGAUAAACCAGAAGCGACUUGUCUGCAACCUUAUUAAUGGUAUUUGCCUUUUUUUCCCAUUUUUCAAGGUUCUUUCCAAGGACAAAAUUAAUUCAUAUGGUAGCUCUUGUUUAGCAUUUACUGAUUGACUUGCACAAAUUGCGGAGGAUAUUAUGUGUUUAUCAUAUAUUAAAUGUUCAAUACUGUAUUUCACAGUAUAAUCUAAAUCUAUAUAAUCUUUAUGUUUCACUGUACAACCUAUAGUGUCAUCAGUUAUUAAGAAUCACCAUUUUAUGUUCCAUAAAAAAGAAAAAACACUACCAGUAAAAUAUGAUUCAAUA